Molecule: messenger RNA, 3680 nt
Organism: Haliotis rufescens (red abalone)
Lineage: Eukaryota; Metazoa; Mollusca; Gastropoda; Lepetellida; Haliotidae
Product: rRNA biogenesis protein rrp36-like
Exons: 2
Coding region: 328-1143 (271 amino acids)
Biological process (GO): regulation of transcription by RNA polymerase II
Molecular function (GO): RNA polymerase II cis-regulatory region sequence-specific DNA binding; protein dimerization activity; DNA-binding transcription factor activity, RNA polymerase II-specific
Source: RefSeq, a predicted model, not a curated record
GAAGAUCGCCAAAACACGCGCUAGAAGAUUUGCCGCGAAAUCGUGAUGCAUAUUAAUGUAUCUGCAAUCGACUACGUCACGGUGUGUGAUGCCUGUGAUACGCUCGCGACCAUUGUGGAAUUGACAAGGCAAGUACAAGUCACGUGCCUCAUGAAGGCUUAAAUUCCACCUCGCAUUUCCUCAGCUGGUCGAAAUUCGCUACCGGUUAUUGGGGUGCAAUUUGAGAGCACGGUAGUAGCGAGCCUGACAGCAUACCGAGUGUGACGGCGACUGCCUGCGACCACUCCCUAUAUAGAACAGCUGUAUAUUAAAGAUCACAAGCUCACGAUGAAGUACGACCUGGUUCCGACUGACACCGAAGCGCUCAUCGUCUACAGAGACCGCUACGAUGACGGAACGGGGGACUCGGAUAACACCGACACUACCCGAAGCGAGGAGAACGACCAUCGGAUGUCUUACGCCACUUCAGACGAAAAUGACGACGACGAUAUGCUUCACCACGACCACGACGAUGAUAUGAUUCAUCACGACCACGAAGACGUCGAUGACAACGUCUUCUCGCCCGCGAGUCCAGACACGGACAGGUCGGUUCAAGAUGGCGGCUUCAUCUGUCUGCAGAGCAUGCCAAGAUCACUGUUACCGCCAAGACACGUCCUUCUCAACUCGAGUCCGGCUGCACUGGGUCAGGACGGACCUCUGGACCUGCGACAGAAACAGCAACAGAGAAGGCGAUACAGCGAUCAAGAUCGGCCGCCGUCUCCGUUCAGGAAGAUAGCUCGACGGAUGUUUACCAACAGUCGGGAGCGAUGGAGGCAGCAGAAUGUUAAUGGGGCCUUUGCCGAAUUACGGAAGCUCGUACCGACCCAUCCGCCUGAUAAGAAGUUGAGCAAGAACGAGAUUCUCCGUUUGUCGAUUCGUUACAUUAAUCUUUUAAACCAAGUCCUAGAGUUUCAAAGUCAACAGGAUUUCGGCCACGAGUUGACUGACCGACAUGAUCUUAGAGCAGACGGCACAAACAUUAGCCAGGACACUGACAUCCAAAAUGCGCAACAACGGUAUUCCGGAACCUCCCCCUCUCCCCACUCAUUUUCAGCCAGUGUGAGAGGAGAUAGAGGAGCAGACGACACUUCGCCCUUGACAUAAAAGAAGGUCAAUAUGUAUUCAGUGUUGAGGUUCUACAAAUGUUGGACAAUAUUUAAGUAUAUCAAUGACUGUUGUGUUUGAAUGACCCUAGUGAUGCUUGAAAUUAGUGACUGGAAUCACGAACGUCCAAACAAGUGAUCAAUAUAUGAGAGAGGUGUCGUAUGGUCCUCUCCUAAUCUAUCUGCUCUGAACCUUCUCAACAUCGGACGUACUUUCAUAUGUACAGUUUCAUUGUUGUAACCAGUUUAAUUGUCUUUAUUGUGAUGAGGUCUUGUUCUACUGUCACAGUGUUUACACCCCGUGAAGCCCCGGGUUUGAACUGGUCUUCACAUCUUUGUCGUAAGAGGCGACGAACGGGAUCGGGUGGUCGGCUCGCUGACAUGGUUGAUGCAUGUCAUCGUAUCCCAAUUGCGGGGAUCGAUGCUCAUGAUGUCCAUCACUGGACUGUCUGGUACAGACCCGAUUAUUUACAGACCGCCGUCAUAUAGCUGGAACAUUUCUGAGUGCGGCAUUAAACAAACAAACAAACAAACAUACCAUUUACACGGAAAGGCGUAUCAAGUCAAUCGUAUAAGAAACGCCCAAGCUGAACGUUAGGUAGUCCAUCUAGUCACCUUUGAAAUUAACAAUCAAUCCUUGCCCAGAUCAAAUGUAUAUGAAGCUGAUGUAGAUAACGCAACUCACUUUCAGUUGCAUAAUGUCCAAUAUCAUACGUAGUGAUACGCACCAUGCUGUAGGAGAGCUUCACUUUCUCGUUCCAGCAUCUUGUUCAGGCUGAGCAUGAUAUAGGCUGAUACAGGCUGGUUUUGUCGUUUUCUCCCCGGUAAUUCUUAUUUGCCGUGUAAUGCAUAUCUUUGGCAGCUAUUUUUUUUCUCUGAAAGGAGGAUUCAGACAUUGUUGGGGACCCACGACACAUUAUUUUUCGGAUCAUGCAGAAUAUCCUGUAGUUGGUUUUUUAACUCUUGGAUAACCUGAGGACAAGUAUUUUUUCGGGAUCAGGUGAUUUAAAAAAAAUUAUACCGACACCCCCAAAUCAUGAAAUAGUCCGCCCCUUAGUGAAAAUACAUGAUUGAAUUUUGGUUUAACACCCGAAGUGAUGCAGGCCUCAGACGCUCACAACUUUGUUCAAACCCACGAGAACGAGUAUGGUGCUGACAAACCUAGAAACAUAAUCGGGGCCAACCGGGAUGAGAUCCAUAUAAAAAUGUAAAAGUAAGAAGUGUGCAUUAUAAUUUUUUGUGUGUAAAAUAUGUACUAACGUUUUAAACACAGCAAUUCAGAUCAGUAAUAUCUGUUUUUCCACCAUGUAUCCCUGACAUAAACAACGUAUUGAUAAUAUCCUUUAGUGUUCCAUAUUCCAAACACGCAUUAAGAUCAAUGACUUCGAUACUCGUCCCUAUCGUGAGAAUCUCUUGAAGUUGUUGUCAUCCCUGACUCACUGUGUCGGGAAACAGGCCCCGAGCUCCCGAGUUGGUUUCCUUCCGUGCAGGGAGAGAGCAGGUGCUUGUCUCAAGUGGGGCAGGGUGCUUGGGACAUUUCUCGGCCGUGUCAUCAUAGGCGCCAUGGCUUUCAUCAUCACAUCUGAUGUAUAUCUGUGUCCCCUGUUAAUGUAUUGCUAUUCCUACAGUCGAUAGUGUGUAUAUGAUGAAUCAAGUGGCCAUAACCCUGGUUAUUUAUGAAUAAUUCCCCGUUGAAUAUAUUUGGAAUGAGAUGUCAGGUAUAAUAAUAAUAAUAAUAAUAAUAAUAAUAAUAAUAAUUACUAAAACCAAUAGAAGUGUUUUGUUUUCAUCAUAGUUAAUUAUAGAAUCGAAAUAUGUCGGCAAGUCCGUGUUGCCGUUCAAGGCUUCAACAUUCUUAAAAAUACAAGAUUUCGUGUUAGUAAAAUAACGUUUGUGCCUUGAGUAAAAGCACAUAGCUACAAAAGAUAAUGCUAAAAUACCCGCUUCAUAAAUUCACUGAGGCCAAAACAGUUAACAAAAGGGAUAAUUUAUAACAUUUAUUUUGUCCAAAGUGAGAAACUGGUGGCGAUUUUGUUUGGUUUUAGAAAUGACAAAUUUCUCUUAAACAACUGAACUCAAUCUCAAUUAAAAAUGAUAAUGAUUUGCAUGUGUACAAUUUAUGUCAAGCGAUCCACUACUGUGAUAUGUUAUAGAGAUAACACUAAACUUGAGUAUUGAAUAAUCUCGUUGAGGGCCUCAUGUCUGAUGUACCAGCCCAUAUCGAGGAUAUAAACUGUAACCAAAUUCUGUUCUAUAUUAACAAAAUUUGUGAAAGUACAUGCUAUGCAUGUAUCAGAUAUAUUUAGGUUUGUAAAAUGUCGUACUUAAAUUUAAAUGUUUUUAAAUAUUCUGUGAAAUAUGAGAACAUAUUUCAUAAUUCAUUCAAUUCGUUUUGUUUGAAGGUACAAAGGGAGAUAACUGCUAAUUGAGAUGUACAUCAACGCGGACGGAGCAAUAAUAUUUACCCAGUGAUUUUAGUUAUUUACACGUUUUAUUUUAUAGUCAUGUACAUAUGUAAAUAAAAUCUGUUCAGUGACA